Molecule: messenger RNA, 698 nt
Organism: Drosophila mauritiana
Lineage: Eukaryota; Metazoa; Arthropoda; Insecta; Diptera; Drosophilidae
Product: E3 ubiquitin-protein ligase PPP1R11-like
Exons: 1
Coding region: 95-406 (103 amino acids)
Cellular component (GO): nucleus
Molecular function (GO): protein serine/threonine phosphatase inhibitor activity; protein phosphatase 1 binding
Source: RefSeq, a predicted model, not a curated record
UAGAAGACAGAGCACAGUUUGUUUUGAAAUUCUAUAAAUUGUAUUUUUUUUAAAAGCUCCAAAUUUCUAAGCGUUUAUUUUUGAUUUUGUCGAUAUGGAUUCGAACUCCGUGCCCACCAUCUUCUGCCCCCGAUUGACGCAGCAGAGGCAGAUGACCGAACGGCGCGUCUGCUUUCAUGCCGGCGUUAUCGAUAACGAGCACAUGAACCGGCGCAAGUCGAAGUGCUGCUGCAUCUAUCGAAAGCCACAUGCUUUCGGCGAGAGCUCGUCCUCCACGGACGACGAGUGCGAACACUGCUUUGGUCAUCCCGAGGUGAGAACUCGCAAUCGCUUGAAAAAAACAGCGGAGGCAGGAGCAGCAGAACGGGUGAAGUUGCUGUCAUCAAAACCAUCAUCUUCGCAGUAAUCGGAAUAAUCGACCGCCUAUCGAAGAGAUAGCGCAGCAUAAGGAUGAUCCGGCCAAAGAGGAACAAAAAUCGGUAGUCAACAAUGAAAGUAGUCUACAACUUUUAAACGAGAAAAAUGUAAAACCAUCUGAACCAGAAAAAAAAUAAUUUAAAUAUCCGCCUCGAAGCAAUAUCCGCCUUUUGUACAGAUUGAUUGAAAUUGCAUUUUCGUAAGUUAAAGUAGCCGAUACUCGUGUUAAAUUGGGAACGAAGAAAUAAAAUAAAGCAGUAUGGAUAAUGUUUUGUAUUUUU